This is a messenger RNA of Aspergillus clavatus NRRL 1, 1671 nucleotides long. Its product is annotated as putative transporter. NCBI's taxonomy places the organism in Eukaryota, Fungi, Ascomycota, Eurotiomycetes, Eurotiales, Aspergillaceae. Gene Ontology annotation, cellular component: membrane. Gene Ontology annotation, molecular function: sulfate transmembrane transporter activity. Bases 1 to 1671 code for a protein of 556 amino acids. The transcript has 6 exons. Gene Ontology annotation, biological process: transmembrane transport. The record is from RefSeq and is a predicted model, not a curated record.
AUGGCCGCGGACGACGUGAAAAGAGUGCCCACCGUCGAAGGCUACGAUACCAAGCAGGCGCUCGGAACAGGGGCCUCAACCUCGUCGCUAUCGAGUGAUGAACCAAGGCGAUACAAGAAUUCCGACGCAGCUUUCGAUACCUCCGAAGAUCCUCGGUAUUACAAGCCGAUUCCCACCUAUGAGGGUAUUCAUCGCUGGGACCCGGAUUUUGAAUGGACGGAAGAAGAGGAGAAGAGGCUGAUCAGAAAAAUUGAUCUCCGAGUGUGCACAUUCGCUUGUGUAACAUUCUUUGCACUCCAGCUGGAUCGCGGCAAUAUCAUCCAGGCAUUGUCAGAUAACAUGCUGGGCGAUCUGGGCAUGAACACGAAUGAUUACAAUACCGGACAGACAAUCUUCUAUUGCUGUUUUCUCUUCGCAGAGCUUCCCUCGCAGCUCAUUUCAAAGGCUCUGGGUCCAGACCGCUGGAUUCCUAUCCAGAUGGUCUGCUGGAGUUUGAUUGCCGCGUUUCAGGCCUUCAUUAAGAAUAAGGGCGGUUAUUUCGCCUGUCGUGCGCUUUUGGGCUUGUUUGAGGGUGGAUUCAUCCCUGAUACAAUCCUUUUCCUUUCCUUCUGGUACAAAUCAAAGGAACUGCCCAUCCGAUUGAGCUACUUUUGGGUUUCGUACCAAGCGACGGCCAUCGUCGGUGCGUUCCUUGCUUUCGGCUUCCUUCACAUUCGCAAUGACGAAGGCGGAGGCGGUUGGCGUUACAUGUUUGCCUUCGAAGGUCUCAUCACCGGUCUCAUCGGCAUCAUCGCCGCGUUCUGGAUGCCCGCGUCUCCGACCCAGACCAAGGGUGGCUUCCGCGGAAAAGAAGGCUGGUUCAACGAGCACGAGGAGAAGAUCCUGGUCAACCGCGUGCUACGCGAUGACCCCAGCAAAGGUGGCAUGCAUAAUCGUCAGGCCAUCACCCCCAAGAUGCUCUGGAAGGCGUUGGGCGAUUACGACAUGUGGAUUACCUACCUGCUCGGUCUCUCAUGGAUGAUCCCCAACACACCCGCAGCCAGCUACGUUACACUACAGCUCAAGUCGCUCGGCUUCAAGACCUUCCAAACAAAUUUGCUGACCAUCCCUGCGUAUGUCAUCUUCAUUUCGAAUCUGCUCUUCUGGACCUGGAUUUCGGAGCGCUUCAAUAUCCGCUUCUUGCUGGGUGUCGUGGCUGAGGCCUGGUCCUUGAUCCUCUUGAUUGCGCUUGAGGUCCUACCGGCUGAUGCGAGCCCUUGGGCGCGCUGGGUCAUCCUGAUCCUCCUCAUCGGUUCGCCGUAUAUCCACGCCAUCAUCGUGGCCAUGACUUCCAGGAAUGCAGGUACCGUGCGAACGAGAACAAUAGCCUCAGCACUGUACAACAUGAUGGUGCAGACUUCGAAUAUCAUUGCCAAUAACAUCUACCGCGAGAACGACAAGCCCUACUACCGGACGGGCAAUAAGGUCCUUAUUGCGCUGGCGGUAUACAGCAUGUUCCUCUUUAUCGUGGCCCGGUUCUACUAUGAAUGGCGGAACAAACAAAAAGCACAGAAGUGGGAUGCCAUGUCCAGUGCAGAAAGGGAGGAGUAUCUCGCCGCCAACCAGGAUUUGGGUAAUAAAAGGAAGUUCAAAAAGGGGCAGAUCCAGCUGGUUUUGGAUCAUGAUUCAUGA